UUAAUAAAAUUUAUAUUGAAUUAUCUGUAAAUGCAAACGGUCCAUCAACCAGUAGAAAUAGAAAGUAGACUCAAACAAGCCUGAGGCCCUAACUGCCAAUUCCAGAACCGGCUUGGCAUACUCGAAACUGAUUUGAUGAAGUCAAGGGCUGAAUGAAUAAAACUUAAAUAAAGAAAUUGCGAGCCUUCAGAAGGUGAUAUCUGUUGAUGGAAGGAGCACAAAUGACACCUCCUCCACUGCCUUACUCCCUAGUGAGUUCAAGGAACUUUGGAAGGAAUUAACCACUGAGAAAAUAAUUGAUGCCUUUGCAAACUUUUAUGAUGACCAGCACUUAUAUAUCCUGCUGAUUCAAACAACAUUUAAUAUUUGUCAGUUGGAAAUCAAAAAUUUGAUUCAGAGGAAAUAAAGAUGAAAUCAUAGGGGUUCUAAGCAUCUCUCAAGAAGAGGAUAAGAGGUCAGUAUCAACAAGGAUCGAGAAGGUAUUCCAGAUCUACUCAAGGUACAUAUUUAAGUACGAUAAAACUUUCUGAACUGAGAUUUCAAACAAGCUGCUGGAAACUUUAAAGACAAAGUUUAAGACAUCACUCCCCGCAGAAGAAUUCUGCAAAUUGUUUGAAGAUGGAGACGCCAGUACUCCAUCACCAGACUUGGAAGAGAUGAUGGAGUGAGAGGAGUUUGAAGGAUGCAUAAAGAUCCUCCAUACUUUGUGCCUGAAUAUGAUCCUGAGUGAUCCUCCCAUAACUAUAGAGCUUAUGGAAUUUGUAAAUUUAGAAAAUGAUAAACAAGUUCAUGAUCUUGAGGAGAUAUUCUCCAGUCUUAUAACCUCAAUGAGCUACGAUAAAACCCAGCAUGAGUGAAUGGAUGGAUUUCCUUCAGAAAAUAAGCCUUGUCUCUUGGUCCUGAACCCUCCUAAGAAGCAGAACUCAAAUUUUGUAGGGAUUAAGAAGAGUGUCGUGAUGGUUGACAAGCAAUAUGAAAAAUUUGUUACUCCACAAAAAGCCAACGAUACAAAAUUGGCUACUCAAGAAUCAACUACUUCUAAUGAAUUGGAGACUCCAUUUAAGGCCACUGAAGAGGAUCAUUUAGUAGAGGAGAUUGAUAUCUCUCCAAUAGAUGUUUCAGUCAAAAAUAUUGCAAAGACAGUUGAAAGGCCUUUAAAGAAUCCCUCUAGAGGAAUAGAGUAUUACGACCCAAGCUAUGAAACGAAAGAUACUCAUGUCUUUGAUGACACUGAGAUCAAGAAGAACUUGAUCAGGCAUAAAUUUGACAAUAUUCCUAACUUUUCUUCUGUGAACAAGAGGUCAAGCUACUGAAGCACAAACAAGGCGACUGAUUACAAGUUCUAUAAUCCUAUUGGAACUGAGAAGAAUAGCCAUAGAAAAUACAAUAAGAAUCAGACAAAGAGGGCUCGAGAAGAAUUUAAGUAUAAGAAGACAGAAUCUCAGAGACCAAGCACAAGCCGGUUGUCUGAGAAAUCCCAGCCUUCAAAGGCGCAUAAGAGAGGAAAGGGCUCGAUAGUUGUCACUAGGGCUGAGAAUACCUUCUAUAAUGAGAUUAGUCACUCUUAUUGGAACUACCUUAAAGAAAAAGGAAGAGCAGAAUGUAGUAAUAGAAAUUCUAUUGAGUCACAGAACUAUAUCUGAUCUAAUAAAGCAUUUAAGACUCUUAAGGAGAAGAAGCCUAAAAAGAAGAAGAGAGAUAGCUGUACCAAAAAGGUCUCUGUAAUUAGGAGGAAGAUUUCAAAAACCAAAACAGCUAAGAUGACUGAAAAUAAAUAUAAGAGAUUCGUUUCUAGGAACGGGAUGAAGAAUCCGAAUGAAAGGUACGGUCAGGGAACUCAACCAUCUCUGAAGGAGAACAAUAGUACUAAGUUCCUUGAACCUCAGAAGACGAUCAGUAACUCCCAAUCAAAGAGCAAGCUCAAGUAUCUCCCUUUGAAGUCAAGGACUUAUGAAAUCUCAGGGACAUGUCCUGGAAAAGUGUUGAGGAAAAGUAAAAAGACAAAUUUAUAUAAAUAAGAACUUUCAAACA
This is a messenger RNA of Moneuplotes crassus, 2031 nucleotides long. The record is from the annotation of a GenBank genome assembly. NCBI's taxonomy places the organism in Eukaryota, Ciliophora, Spirotrichea, Euplotida, Euplotidae.